AUGCUCCAAAAAGUUCAGAGCCCACAUAUGCCCCAAGGUCCCUCCUUGCAUUCAAAAUUCCAAAUGUCUUCAAAUGCACCCAUAGAAACCAGUUUCCAAAUGCCUCAAGAGCCCGAAAAGAAUUUUCCUUUCCAAGUGUGUCAGUGUCCCCUAGUGACCCCAAGAAGUCCAAUGCAAUCAAGUCUUUCAGUCCUUAAAAGGGACUUAGGUCAGCAAGAGUCCCAAAGUCCAUCAAGACAAUCAAGUAUACAAAUGCAACCAGGUCCUGUAAUGGACCCAGGUUUACCAACUCUGAGAAGCCUCUUAGUGCGUCCAAGUCAUCAGAUACCUUCAAGAUCCUCACUGAGAUCUAGACGCCAGCGUUCUCUAAGACCUAUGGUGCUGUCUGCUGAAUAUGGUGACCAACAAACCAGCCCCUUGGCUCCAAAGAAGCAUCGGACAACACGCACUGUAUACUCCCCAAAACAAAAACGCCUGUUGCAAAACCAUUUUCAUCACUGUGCCAUACACCCAAAACGGGAGCAACGCAUGGUGCUGGCAUUAUUGAUUGGUGUGACAGUGAGCAAGAUCCAGAUCUGGUUCAAGAACUACCGGGCUAUGUUAAAGAGGAAGAAUCUCCAGAAUGUCCCAGCAGCAUUGCCAGAGAGCAAUGGAAGCUCUGAAGUUGUUUCUGAGGCAACCCAUUUUCCUGAUUCUUUAUCUGUUGUUGCUUCUGCCAAUAGACAGUCCAUGUGUUCAGGCACAUUUGGUGAGGAUUCCGUUCCCAUCAACGGCAGCCAGGAAUCUUUUCUCCAUCAUGACCAGGCUUGUGAUGGUUCCAGGUUUAGUCAGCAAGAAUAUCUGCCUGUUAUAGCUGGGGACUCUGGUCAAUCCAUAACAGUUGAAGUCCAGACCUACCUAGCAGUAGCCGAAGCUCCAGUUGGCCUGGCAGCUGCUGCCCAAGGCCCAAAGGAUGCUCAAGGUCGAGGUCCAUCUGCAGAGGAGCUUUGGCAAAGGAUCCUUGAAGAUUUUGAUAAUUCGGAUGACUGGCUUAGUAUGUCAUACCAUCAAGACUGCAAGUAA
Arvicanthis niloticus (Nile rat) is the source of this 1062-nucleotide messenger RNA. NCBI's taxonomy places the organism in Eukaryota, Metazoa, Chordata, Mammalia, Rodentia, Muridae. The record is from RefSeq and is a predicted model, not a curated record.